CAAAGUUGCUCUGUAGCAGAGACAUCAUCUUAGAGCUUUGUUCCAAUUCCAGAAGCAUGUAGUGCCACUUCCAGAAGUGGCAUCAUGAGUCAGCAUAUAAAAAGCUGUGAUUUGAUGGUAUUGUUGUAUUUUAAAGAAGCUUUAUAUUUGGUGGCAUUUCUGAUACUGCUCAGAAAACAAACAAUGUGUUGUCACCUUCUUUUUCACUGUAAUUAAUGGAAUAAUGAAAACCUGCUUUUGGUGCUUUACUGCCACCACCAGGCCAUGUGGCACAACUUCCACAUAACAUCAUUUUUAAACAACAGAGUCGGAUCACGGCCCAGACCAUAUGAUUUUGCACAAGUUGACCUGCAGGAGCAUCUUUAACCCACACCUGCAGGUAGUCCUGAGAACCUCCUGGUGCAGCAGACUCAUGACCAGACCCACUUCAGAUCUCGCGGCUUUCAGGGAGAUUUUCUCCAAAGCCAACAACAUAGCGGUUAUCACAGGAGCAGGAGUGAGUGCUGAGAGCGGUGUCCCCACCUUCAGAGGAGCCGGAGGCUACUGGAGAAAGUGGCAGGCACAGGAACUGGCCACUCCGGAGGCAUUCUCCAGGAAUCCCUCACGUGUCUGGGAGUUUUACCACUACCGCCGUGAGGUCAUGCUCACAAAAAAUCCCAACCCCGCCCACCUGGCCCUCGCCGAGUGUGAGCAGCGACUAUGCAAACAGGGUCGCAGUGUCACGAUAAUCACUCAGAACAUUGAUGAGCUCCACCGGCGCGCUGGAUCCAAAAACAUCCUGGAAAUCCACGGCAGUCUUUUUAAAACACGCUGCCUGAGCUGCGGUCACGAAGCAACCAAUUACGACAGCCCAAUCUGUGCUGCUCUGCAGGGCAAAGGGGCUCCAGAUCCCGAAACACACGACGCUCAGAUUCCUGUCCAGGACCUGCCCAGGUGCAAGGAGGUGGGAUGCCACGGCCUCCUCAGACCAGCUGUGGUUUGGUUUGGAGAGACCCUGGACUCGGACAUCCUGACCCAGGCGGAGCGGGUGUUGGACAGCUGUGACCUCUGCCUUGUCGUCGGUACCUCGUCCGUUGUGUAUCCAGCAGCCAUGUUUGCACCACAGGUGGCAGCCAGAGGCGUCGCUGUGGCCGAAUUCAACAUGGAAGACACACCGGCCACCAUGCGCUUCAAGUUCCACUUCCAGGGACCGUGUGGCACCACUUUACCUCCCGCGUUGGCUCACCACGAGUCUGAGCAAAAGUGACAACAAGUCCUGGACUCAGCUGUGACUCUUUGUCGGGGCUUCAGACAUCAGUCAAUGGACUCAGACCAGACGGUCCAAACCCCAGAGGGCUUCAACGGUACGAAAACCAAAAGCCAGACCGACCGGUACUCAGAGAACCUCCGCUUGGGUAUGAAGAUCUCUCUCCAAACCACAGAGGAGGGAAGUCAGAUUCUUUUAUCAUUUUAGCAAUAAAUUUUCACUUUAACACACUAGAAUGAUGCUGACUGGAAACAAUGUAGAAAUACUUUAAAACACUGUUUUGGUGAUGGAUUAAAAUGAUUGUUUGUUUCUUGUUUAAUGAAAGAAGUUUGUGAAAAAGAAGACUAUCACAUACACACACACUCCUUUUAUAGGAAGUGAAUGGUGAAAGUGCAACAACAGGGGGCAGUAUUGAGCUGCUGGUCACUGUGAAACAGUCAUUCCUUCCAGAGGGUCUGUGGGAUGGUUCUGGUUCCAUGUGGUGUGUGAAAUCAGUUUUUGAAGAAGAUUUAAAGAACUCUGUGUGACAUUUAAGAGAAGCACUUUAUUGUGAAGGAUUUGUAAUUUGGGAGCUUUAUACCAGUGUGCGGAUUUUCCUUUUCUUUUUCUUGUGUUGAAUUCCUGAUUAUCCUUCACCUGGUCUAAUAUAGGAUUGGAUGUGCGUACAACUAUCACCAUUUUUCUUUGGGUUUGUAAGUUAUGGCUCGUAUGCUGUGUUACUGAUGCUGCACACGGAUGUGAAAGUAUUUCUGAUUCAAAUAAAUCUCACGAGUGCA
Thalassophryne amazonica is the source of this 2022-nucleotide messenger RNA. RefSeq names its product sirtuin 5 (gene sirt5). Lineage: Eukaryota; Metazoa; Chordata; Actinopteri; Batrachoidiformes; Batrachoididae. Gene Ontology annotation, molecular function: protein-malonyllysine demalonylase activity; NAD+ binding; protein-succinyllysine desuccinylase activity. The transcript is spliced from 8 exons. Bases 329 to 1246 code for a protein of 305 amino acids. The record is from RefSeq and is a predicted model, not a curated record.